This is a messenger RNA of Pseudoliparis swirei, 1234 nucleotides long. RefSeq names its product XK-related protein 6-like. NCBI's taxonomy places the organism in Eukaryota, Metazoa, Chordata, Actinopteri, Perciformes, Liparidae. Gene Ontology annotation, biological process: phosphatidylserine exposure on apoptotic cell surface; engulfment of apoptotic cell; apoptotic process involved in development. Gene Ontology annotation, cellular component: plasma membrane. The transcript has a single exon. The record is from RefSeq and is a predicted model, not a curated record. The coding region runs from base 700 to 1053 and encodes 117 amino acids.
AAGCACAUACAAGUCAACAGAUGCACAAACAGUAAUUAGCAAUUUGCACACAUUCUGCUGUGUAAUUUGUGGCUCGCAGAUGGUGCUGGAUUUUCACAGCGCUUUUGGUUCAGGUAGGCCGAGAAAGGAAGCGCAACCAUCGGUGGUCCGGGGGACGUGCUAGAGUAGACGAAUUCCAUCGGCCUCCUCUUCCUUAUUAAUCAUUCCACUGUAUCAUCUAGGCGGCCACCCACUGGAGUUAUUCAUCCCUCUCCCUCUGGAGUUUAGUGACACCUUCUACCUUCUACUUGUAUGCAAAUAUGUGACUCGUACAGGGGGCGGAUGCACACAGUAGCUGGGACAUCAAAAAUAACUUGAUGUUUCAGGCUCAUAAUGUUUGUCGUGUCGCACACAGCUUGUUCUUCAAGGACGUGCCUACGUUGUUGCACAAAACACCGCGGCUGACUCAUAAUCAAUUGGUGUGCUUUUUGUUUCCCGAACCAUGAAAACUCUCGAUUCUGCUUCGUUGCGAUUGAGUCACACACAAAAUUCAAAAAAAGAAGAAGCAUCCACAUCCUCCUCCUCCUCCUCCUCUUGCGUUGAUUGCGCCCCCUGUGCCCCUCUGUAGGCAUCUCCUCCCUGGGCUCCCUGCUGUCCCUCGCCUGGGUCCUGGCCUCCUACCACAAGCUGCUGCGGGAUUCCCGCGACGACCAGCGCAGCAUGAGCUACCGCGGGGCGCUGCUGCACCUCUUCUGGCGCCUCUUCACCAUCUCGUCCCGCGUCCUCUCGCUCGCCCUCUUCGCCUCCCUCUUCCACAUCUACUUCGGCAUCUUUGUCGUGGUGCACUGGUGCGCCAUGGCCUUCUGGGUGGUGCACGGCGGCACCGACUUCUGCAUGUCCAAGUGGGAGGAGGUGCUCUUCAACAUGGUGGUCGGCAUCGUCUACAUCUUCUGCUGGUUCAACGUGAAGGAGGGCCGGACGCGGUACAGAAUGGUGGCGUACUACAUCGUGGUGUUGGCCGAGAACAGCGUCCUGACCGGCCUGUGGUGGGUUUGCAUUUUCUUGCAUCUUUGACCUGGAUGAAACAAAUACUGCAUCAUGUUUAAAACACAAUUAAAAGAAAGUUAUAGCAUCAGUACAAGCACCUGAGUUGAACCCCGUGUCGCCACCGUCCUGCAGGUACACCUAUAGGGACCCAGUGCUGACCGAUUCCUACGCCGUCCCAGCGCUGUGUGGCGUCUACCUGACGUUCGCC